Zasmidium cellare ATCC 36951 is the source of this 1584-nucleotide messenger RNA. RefSeq lists its product as uncharacterized. The transcript has a single exon. Gene Ontology annotation, biological process: microtubule-based movement. The record is from RefSeq and is a predicted model, not a curated record. Bases 1 to 1584 code for a protein of 527 amino acids. Lineage: Eukaryota; Fungi; Ascomycota; Dothideomycetes; Mycosphaerellales; Mycosphaerellaceae.
AUGGCAGCGUCAACUACGAACGGCGACUACUUCUCUGGACGUGCCUCCACUCGCACGAGACCAACUGCAUCCGCACUCAAAGACAGCAUUCAAUCGCCAGGUCGAAGUCCCAGAACACCGACCGUUCCCAGCCUUGGUCGCAGCAUAUCCUCGCAAUUCGGGAGUCCUGGCAGCUUUCGGACCGAACAAGAAGAUAUCAUCAUCUACGAGCUGGGUCCAAGACAUUUGUCGGCAGGACAUGCGGGUGAAAGUAGACCCAGGUGCAUUCUGCCCUUCACUCCAGAGGUCAAUCGCAGACCAGGUGAUUACCGCCACUACGACCCUCAGUAUGCUGUGAAAGAGCGUGAUUGGCGAUUGCAAGAAGAAUGGGGAACGGGCUAUGAGCUGUAUAGGACAGAUUUGCGAGAUUUGGAUCUGGGCUUAGUUGAAGACAGGCUCGAUCGCGUCCUGCGAAAGGCACAGACAGAUUACCUACAGCUGGAUGCAAAGCCUCGCAAAGCUAUCCUCAUAAUUCCCUCUCUGCUACCAACGCCACUGCUUGAGAUGGCUCUGAAAGUUUUGUUUCGCCAUUUCACCCAGCCGCCCUCAAUCGUGGCACUGACAACUCCUGUCAUCUGCUGUGUCAGUGCUGGACUUCGAGACGCCCUCGUGAUUGACAUUGGCUGGGAAGAAACGAUGGUGACAGCUCUUGGCGAAUACAAAGAGGUGGCACAGAGAAGCACUGUUAGGGGUGGCAAGUUACUUACACGGGAGAUUGGAAGCAUGAUCGAAGAGCACAUUCGGAGCACUGGAUCAGAAUCGCUCUCGGAUUUCAAAGUUACAUUCAAAGAGACCGAGGACGUAACUCAGCGCAUGGCAUGGUGUCGACAGCGGGAAGCUCAGGAUGAAAAGAGUGAAUCGACUGUCCGCCUACCUAUCUUUGGCAGCGAUCCUCCAAGAAACACAACACUUGCAUUUGAUAAGCUCACUCAGCCUGUGGAAACUACCUUCUUCGCAACAGGAAGCGCAUUUAAGGACUACGACGACCACGACUUAUCGCUACCUUUGUUGGCAUAUCGCACGCUUCUCUCGCUGCCUGUGGACCUUCGAGCGACCUGCGUGAGCCGCAUCGUGAUUACUGGAGCAGCCAGUAAGAUACCUGGUCUCAAGCGGAGGCUCUUACAAGAGAUCAAGCAUUUGGUCGAGUCUCGUGGUUGGGAUCAGGUGUCCAAUUAUGGGAGCGCAAAAUCACGACGUGAAAAGCCGCUCAACGAACGAUCUGCCAAUGCGAACCUGCGCCCAGGGUCUCUGAAUGACUCCACGUCAAGCAUACCGCUUUCACCAUUGAAGAUGCCCCUCCAAGAGGCUAUCCCCCAUGCCGACCGUGUUCAUGACGAUAUAAAGGAUCCGGUCACGAUGAAAGCUGAACGUGAAGCCGCUAAAGGUAAGGCGGCGCCAGUCAAAGGCAUCGUGCGAGGUGUCGAAACACUUGGACCUUGGGCUGGUGCUAGUCUGGUUGCGAGUAUGCGUGUCAAGGGUACACACGAGAUCGAGCGUGAUGACUUUCUCAAGCACGGCUUGAAGAACGGCAUGAGCGAUAUAUGA